AAGUGAGCAAUUGCUAUUUGAACAAGAUGAUGAAGAGGUUCUAUAUGUCGCUGCUAUUACAAGAAGCGUAUUCACUACUACCACUGCUUUUGUUCUUACCACUCGGAUUAAGUAUCAUAUGGUGCAGUAUUUGUUAGCAAAUACGAUAGUUGAUGAAGAACUUGCACAAAAGCCUUAUAAUGAUGAACAUGCUUCUACCAAUCUUGAUUCUGGUCAUAAACCUAACACUACAUCCCUUUCCCAAAGUAAUUUGAUGAUAUUUUCACAGGAGAAACAAGAUGACUUGUUUA
Messenger RNA from Racocetra persica, 290 nucleotides. The record is from the annotation of a GenBank genome assembly. Lineage: Eukaryota; Fungi; Glomeromycota; Glomeromycetes; Diversisporales; Gigasporaceae.